GGGAGAUAGGCUUGGGCAAGUCCACCCUCAUGGAUACCCUGUUCAACACCAAGUUUGAGGGGGAGCCGGCCACCCACACACAGCCAGGUGUUCAGCUCCAAUCCAAUACCUAUGACCUCCAGGAGAGCAACGUGGGGCUGAAGCUCACGAUUGUGAGCACCGUGGGCUUUGGGGACCAGAUCAACAAAGAGGACAGCUAUAAGCCUAUAGUGGAAUUCAUAGAUGCUCAGUUUGAGGCCUACCUGCAGGAGGAGCUGAAGAUCCGGAGAGUACUGCACACCUACCAUGACUCCCGAAUCCAUGUCUGCUUGUACUUCAUUGCCCCCACAGGACAUUCGCUUAAGUCUCUGGACCUAGUAACCAUGAACAAGCUGGAUAGCAAGGUGAAUAUCAUCCCCAUCAUUGCCAAGUCAGACGCCAUCUCUAAGAGUGAGCUGACAAAGUUCAAGAUCAAAAUCACCAGUGAACUUGUGAGCAAUGGAGUCCAGAUCUAUCAGUUCCCCACGGAUGACGAGUCCGUGACUGAGAUCAACGGAACCAUGAAUGCCCACCUGCCGUUUGCUGUCGUUGGCAGCACAGAAGAAGUGAAGAUAGGCAACAAGAUGAUGAGGGCGCGGCAGUAUCCUUGGGGGACUGUGCAGGUUGAAAAUGAGGCCCACUGCGACUUUGUGAAGCUGCGGGAGAUGCUGAUUCGGGUCAACAUGGAGGAUCUGCGGGAGCAGACCCACACCCGGCACUAUGAAUUGUACCACCGCUGUAAACUGGAGGAGAUGGGCUUCAAGGACACCGACCCUGACAGCAAACCAUUCAGUUUACAGGAGACAUAUGAGGCAAAGAGAAAUGAGUUCCUAGGGGAGCUCCAGAAAAAAGAAGAGGAGAUGAGACAGAUGUUUGUCCAGAGAGUCAAAGAGAAAGAAGCUGAGCUCAAAGAGGCGGAAAAAGAGCUGCAUGAGAAGUUUGACCGUCUGAAGAAACUGCACCAGGAAGAGAAGAAGAAGCUGGAGGAUAAGAAGAAAUCCCUGGAUGAUGAAGUGAAUGCUUUCAAACAGAGAAAGACAGCAGCUGAGCUGCUCCAGUCUCAGGGUUCUCAGGCUGGGGGCUCGCAGACUCUGAAAAGGGAUAAAGAGAAGAAGAAUAAUCCAUGGCUGUGUACUGAAUAGUAUGCCCUGCUACAGCUGGACUGGACUCCACUUAGCCUUUUAAGAGAAGGUUCUUAUUUUAACUGACAACUUUUUUUAAUGGUGCCAGACAGCUGGGCCCUCC
Messenger RNA from Microtus oregoni (creeping vole), 1263 nucleotides. RefSeq names its product septin-6. Gene Ontology annotation, cellular component: septin ring; microtubule cytoskeleton; septin complex. The transcript has 8 exons. Gene Ontology annotation, biological process: cytoskeleton-dependent cytokinesis; cilium assembly. The record is from RefSeq and is a predicted model, not a curated record. NCBI's taxonomy places the organism in Eukaryota, Metazoa, Chordata, Mammalia, Rodentia, Cricetidae. Bases 30 to 1160 code for a protein of 376 amino acids. Gene Ontology annotation, molecular function: GTPase activity; molecular adaptor activity; GTP binding.